Pteronotus mesoamericanus is the source of this 1835-nucleotide messenger RNA. RefSeq names its product chromosome unknown C22orf39 homolog (gene CUNH22orf39). NCBI's taxonomy places the organism in Eukaryota, Metazoa, Chordata, Mammalia, Chiroptera, Mormoopidae. Bases 31 to 351 code for a protein of 106 amino acids. The record is from RefSeq and is a predicted model, not a curated record. The transcript is spliced from 3 exons.
GGAGAGCGAGGGUUCGGUAUUCGCCUUGACAUGGCUGAGGGCGCCAGCUGGCGGCCGCCGCGCCCCUGCGAAGCUUAUCGCGCCGAGUGGAAGCUCUGCCGCAGCGCUGGGCACUUCCUGCACCACUACUACGUCCACGGCGAGUGGCCGGCCUGCGAGCAAUGGCGACGCGACCUGGACAGCUGCCACGAAUGGGAGGAGCGCCGGAGCGCCGAGGCCCAGCGGUCCCUCUGUGAGAGCGAGCGUAGGAGAGUCCAGGCCGCACGAAAGCACAUCCUGGUGUGGACCCCGAGGCAGAACCCCCCUGCAGACUGGCACCUCCCUCUGCCGCAGGAGGAGACAGACAAGUGACAAGCACCCCUGCACAGCUUCCUCUGGUCUGUUUCAAGUGGAGCUGUUGCACGACCCCAAGGACUCUGACUGGCCCAUUCUAGUAGGUGCCUGGGAGCUUCUGCCUGGCUUGGAACACGGAGCUCAACGUCUCCAGGGCUACUUGCCCAACCCUUACCUGCAUUCAGGGUGCCCCACUGCUGCCAUGCUCUGGAAGACAGUUUUGCCCGCUGCACAGCUUCCAGGAGGCCAAGCACCAUUGCAGACUGCUGUGAGCAGGCAGGUUGGGCUGUCUCAUGCUCCUCCCUCCCACGCGGACAGUAGUACAGGAGAUGGUCAUCCUGAGGUCUAGAUUCUGAGAUAAACUCUUGAGUGGUAGCUGUGACCCCUGUGGACAUGUAGAGGGGUCAGAAUGAGGUAACUAAAUGGUUGUGCUGCCAUGAACACCUCACCUGGUCCUAGCUUGGUGAUGACCAAGCACGGCCGGCCACUGGUGCUCACACUUGGCUGUGGCCCCCUUGCGCAGGUCCUCUGCAGACACAGGCGAGGCGUGCCUCUGGACUAGCAUGCCGCACCUCCUAGGCUCACAGGAGGUGAGAUUCUGUUUUUUAAGAACUGUACACAGCUAUGGAACACACCACCUUGCAUAAAAAGGGUUCACGGACUCUUGGCUGAAGAAACCCAAACCCAGGACAUGUGGAAUUUUGGUCUGCUUCCCUUACUAUUUCCCCUGAUCGUUUUUAGAAAAUGUGGAGUAUGUCAAAAGCCAUUUUACACAUUGGGUUUCAAAGAGAAACUGAAAAUUAAAUGAACAGUUCAGUUGUUGAGAUUGUUAAAUUUCGCAUCUGAUUGUACUCAUUGUUAAGGCGAGGUCAUGAAGGUUAGUUAGGCCAUAAUCCACCAUGGCUGGAGAGGGAUGACCAUGUGCGGACACAGCAAAAAGGUGGCCAUCAAGACGCCAGAGAGGCCUUCAGACCAACCAACCCUGCUACUCCUUCAGCCUUGGGAGUUCUAGCUUCCAGAACUGUGAGAAAUGCCUUUUUUAGCCCUGCAGUCUGCCAUUUUGUUCUGGCAACCCCAGCAUGCUAAUGACAGUCACCAUCCCAGAACUAACGGUACUCGAUUAAGAGUCCUCAGCCCCUGGAGCCCCACCUUCCGGUGGAACACAGCAGCUUUGUUCAGUAGUGUGUCCCUGGCUUGCUCCGCUCUCCAGCCUCCCUCCCCAGCUUAAAAUGCUAAGCUGGCCCUGCUGACAAUGAUGUGAGGAAGUUCGUGUGUUCUGUCUGCCCCCAUGUGCAGACAGCACAGAGCCUACACAUCCUUCCCCUGUUUCUUGGGAUCAUUUUAUGCCUCCUGCCACAGAAUUGGAAUCUUCCUUUUUACUGGGGGGCAAUGAUCAAGGCUUGGGCAUCCUCUCCCUGGUGCCUGGCAAGGAAGGGCAGUACCUCUUGCCUCUGUCCAUCCUUGGGUGAAUUAAUUUUGACUCUAACAUAAGACAAAGAGAC